This is a messenger RNA of Babjeviella inositovora NRRL Y-12698, 710 nucleotides long. RefSeq lists its product as uncharacterized. The record is from RefSeq and is a predicted model, not a curated record. Bases 15 to 698 code for a protein of 227 amino acids. Lineage: Eukaryota; Fungi; Ascomycota; Pichiomycetes; Serinales. The transcript has a single exon.
GGUCUCCCAACACGAUGAAGGCUAGAUGUGUCCUAAACUACAGGGGCAUCCCCUUCGAAACUAAGUUUGUAACCUAUACCGAGCUCCCUCGGGCCUUAGAGAGGUUGGGUGUCAAACCUUUGCCCACAGUCCCCGGGUAUAUCGUACCGACAGUCACCCACGACGGAAACACAGUCAUGGGAUCAUAUGACAUUGUCCAAUACUUGGAAGACGCCUUUCCACAUAAUCCAAGUAUGUUCACCUCCCCACACGCCUUAGCUGAUGCCGAUAGUCUCCGGAAGUUAGAACAGGCCAUGUUUGACAGUUUUUCUAUCAAUCCUGUUACCUUCAUCAAGGAGAUUAUACAUGACGAAGACAUUGGUUACUACAUCACAAAGAACAUGGACAGAUACAACCUCAAUAUCAUCCAAGUCGCCAGCGAUCCAAUCACUAUCGAAAAUAACUGGGUGGCUGUUAAGAACUAUGUCAAUGAUUUUAAGGGUUUCACAACCGAGAGGUUUUCCCAAGAGCAGUUGAAUCGUUUGAAGCAUGGAAAGUACCUAUUUGGAGACAAUCUUGGCUUCGCAGAUUUCAUCUAUUUUGGCUUCCUCUCAUGGAUAAUCAAGGCGUACGCCCAGGACAAGAGUCGGACGUGCGAGUUUCUCGCCGAUCCAUGGUUGAAAGAUUGGUAUGUGAGGUUGACCAUUUACAGUGUUUGAACUGUUUCAAGU